CUCUCUCUCUCUCUCUCUCUCUCACUCUCUGUCUCAAAGUUUGGAGUUUGAGUAGAGAACUGAACGAUCCUAAACGUGAACGUGAAGAACCUGGAUUUUGGUUAGAAAAACCCCCUCCUGGAUGUGAUUUUAAUCGGAACUUGAAUCUCUGAGGGGAACCACGAUGUUGAAAAAGAUUUUCCUUGAAAGCGUGAGAAGAUGUGUUUGAUCUUUUGCCUGCAGAGCAAACACUGAAGAAGAAAAAGAAGCAAAACAUUGAAGUCAAAGAAAAAGAAGAAGACCUCAAAGAUGGAGGAAGGCUACGAACUGGACCUGACCUACAUAACGGAGCGCAUCAUCGCCGUCUCGUUCCCGCAGAACUGCUCCGAGGAGACCUACCUGCACAAUCUCAAGGACGUCACUCGCAUGCUCAAGUCCAAACACGCAGAUAACUAUUUGGUGAUCAACCUGUCAGAGAAGAAACAUGACCUGACCAAGUUGAACCCUAAGACGUUAGACACAGGCUGGCCGGACCUCCACGCUCCUCCUCUGGAUAAGAUCUGUACCAUCUGUAAGGCCAUGGAGAACUGGCUGAACAAUGACCCGCUGCAUGUAGUGGUCAUUUACUGCAGGGGAGGUAAAGGCAGGAUCGGUGUGAUCAUCUCUUCCUUUGUUCAUUUCACAGACAUCUCAGCCAGUGCAGAUCAGGCCCUAGAUCGCUUUGCUAUGAGAAAGUUCUACGAUGAUAAAGUCUCGGCCCUGAUGACACCCUCGCAGAAACGAUACGUAUGGAUCCUGAACAGUCUGCUUAGUGGCUCCAUGAAGAUGAACGCCUCGCCUGUCUUCCUGCACUGUAUAAUCCUCCACGGCAUUCCCAACUUCGACAACACCGGGGUGUGUCGUCCUUUCAUCAAGGUGUACCAGGGGAUGCAGGCUGUCUACGCCUCCGGAGUUUAUCACAUCGGACCAGGCCACAGACACAAAGUAUGCAUAGCCCUGGAGCCGGCGCAGCUACUGAAAGGAGAUAUAAUGGUAAAGUGUUUCCAUAAAAGCAGUCCGUCUCAGCGAGAUCUGGUCUUCAGGCUGCAGUUCCACACCGGGGCUGUGCAGGGGUACAGUCUGAUGUUCGAGAAAGAGGACAUGGAGCAAGCCAACAAAGAUCCCAGAUUUCCGGAUUAUGGCAAAGUGGAGCUGGUUUUCUCUGAAGGGCCUGAAAGGAGCCAAGGAGCUGACCUGUGGCAGAACGGUGCUGAUGUUUCGGUGGACUACAGCUCUACAGACUCGCUCACCAGAUGGGACUCGUACCAGGACGUCUGCAACGGGGAAGCUCCUUCCUUGCAGCCCCCGAUUGCAACCCUGGACAAAUUCUCACCUAAACGAAGCCAGGGCAGUACCGUCAUCCUAGGCAGGUCAAACCGAACCACAUCUGUCACCUCCAGCCCUGAGCACAGUGACCACGCUCUUUCAGCGAGCAGUGACUCCGGUCUCUCGAGUGCCUCCCUUUGGACUGAGCGUUGCCCUGUGUCUGGUGGACACAAGUCCUCUGGUCCCAGUGAGCAGGAGAAGGCAGACCUGAAUCGCUUGCUGAGUGGAUUUGGGAUCGAUGAGCCUCGGACAGACGAUGGAAUGGAUUUGACCUUGACAUCUCAGGAAGUCCUACAUCACCCAGUGAAGGUCCACAUAAACGGCAAUUCCCGGCCGAAAGAGCGAGAAACUGACAUCCUGGAUGACGAGGUCCUGAUGUCCGGCCACGACCUGCGCAGUGUGGAUAGUUUGGGGACUCUUUCAUCAUCAUACCACAAAAGCAGCCAAAACUCUCUGCUCUCUGAUGGCUUCUGCAGCCCUGGUGUGAUCGAGGAUGUCCCACAUCACGGCCCAGCAGCCAUGGAAGAAUAUGAGCGAGCAUACGCUGAAACUCGGAGAAACUGCCUUGUCAAGAGAACUGUCUCUGUUCCUGCCACCACCACUUGCAAUUCAGCUUCCAGGGGGCAGCAAUUCCAGCAGGGCACCUACUCCACUCAGACCUGGGUCCGCCAGCAGCAAAUGGUCACGGCCCCGCAUUACUUCUACCUGUCUGAGGAAAGUGGAGUCGAGGAGAACUUUCAAGGGGACAAGCAAGAGAGUUCACCCAAAGUGAUCAGUUGUGAUCAAAACCACACCACCCCGAACCCAACAGUAUCUCCAUGUAGGGAGGGUGAGAAAAGUCAUGAUGAGGAGUUUAACUCCCUUACAGUGGACAUUGAUAACUCUAUUGACCAGCUUAACCAGUUGAUCCUUGACUUGGACCCUACGUUUGUGCCCAUUCCAACACGCACCAAUUCGGUCAAAAGAAAUGGAGGGACUAUGCCUAUGGCUACUACAUGUAACAGCAAGGGCUUGACGCUCAGACUCAAUGAGAACAACAGAAAUCAGCAGACAGUGCUCCCAUCUCCUGGAGAGGGUUUAUGUGCUCUGAGUCGUCAGGGCAGUGAAGUCACAGAACACUCGACAGUGUGUGUGCGGCCGGCCUGGGAAACGGAGGCGGAGUUUGGGGAAAGACUGACGUAUACACACACUGUAGCUCCACCACAGCGAGCUCCAUUGUACCGUGCAGACUCUCUGGAGUAUCGAGGUCUAAGCACUGGACUGGAGACAGGAAGUGACACGGUUCCUUCAACACCAGCCUUUCCCAUCACACCACCCACACCUUAUGUGAAGAGCAUGACAGAGUUCACGCACUUUGCCCAGACGCCAUCUCCCACCAUGCCCAUGUUCGGAGCCUUCAGGACGGAGCAUGAUAUGAGAGCUUUCACUGAUAUUAUGGGACAUGACGAGGGCAGAGUGAACGUGAAUCACAGAGCCUUUAACCAUGCUGCCUCCACUGGAGGAGUGAUAACACAUACAGGCAGCUCAGUCCAGAUGCCUUGCUUAGAAGGGAGUCUACUCAAUCACCACACCUCCAUCAACAGCCAACAUUCUGGUUCCAUAGGCUACAAUGAGAAUUCACCUCCAUUACACCAUCCUCACCCUCACCCUGCCCCCAAUGCCCACAGCUCCCCCCGGGGCAAUCAGAGGACUCGAGUGGUACAGUACACUUUGAACUGCAGCCCAGCACUCAGUUUCGAUGAGGAGUCUGACGGUCCAAGCUACACUCCCCAGCAGCCCCCUCUUCCUGAAAAGAUGCGUGCCUCAAACGACUGUGAGCGUUCUUUAGGUUCUUCGUCUCCAGCACCUAGCGGAUUCUCCAGUCCACACAGUGGAAGCUCGCUCUCUAUUCCCUUCCCUAAUUCACUACCUGAACUGCAAGCCAGAAGCAGUAGUGUCAGCCCUCUACCAGACGUCCUGGUGAGCAAGCAGGUGACUGUAAAGUUCGUCCAGGACUCUUCAAAAUUUUGGUACAAACCAGACAUCGCAAGGGAACAGGCUAUCGCAGUGCUGAAGGACAAAGAACCCGGCUCGUUCAUCGUACGUGACAGCCACUCUUUCAAAGGCGCCUACGGAUUGGCUAUGAAGGUGGCCACGCCUCCUCCUUCUGUGGUGCAGCAGAGUAAAAAGGGUGGAGAUUUAUCUAGUGAGCUCGUCCGUCAUUUCCUGAUUGAGUGCACACCUAAGGGAGUUCGACUGAAGGGUUGCCCCAAUGAGCCUUAUUUUGGUAGUCUGACAGCACUGGUUUGUCAGCACUCUAUCACACCAUUGGCUCUGCCAUGUAAACUCAUCAUUCCAGACAGAGAUCCACUAGAGGACAGUGUUGAAGCAGCACCACAGUCCAUCACCAACUCUGCAGCAGAGCUUCUGAAGCAGGGAGCAGCGUGUAAUGUGUGGUUCCUGGGUUCAGUGGAGAUGGAGUCUCUGACAGGGUACCACGCCGUGCAGAAAGCCACCACAGACCUGCUGAGCUCUGAGCCUGCUCCCUCCUCCACUGUAGUGCACUUCAAAGUGUCCUCACAGGGCAUCACACUGACCGAUAACCAGAGGAAACUGUUCUUCAGGAGACACUACGCUGUCAACACCGUUAUAUUCUGUGCUCUGGACCCCCAGGACAGGAAGUGGAGACGAGACGGAUACCCAUCAGCUAAGAUUUUUGGUUUCGUGGCGAGGAAGACGGGCAACGGCAUGGACAAUGUGUGCCACCUGUUUGCCGAACACGACCCUGAACAGCCGGCCAGCGCCAUCGUCAACUUCGUCUCCAAGGUCAUGAUCGGCUCACAGAAGAACGUCUGACUUCAGUUUGACGUCUUACCCAGGAAAGCUCUAUUUUUCUCCUACAUUUCCUCUGCUAUUGGACCUUACUGAUGACACAAGGUGAGCAUGUGCUAGAUGGCCAUGAACUUUGGAUCUGAGGAGGACGGACUCGUACCAGGAAGCUAAAGCGAGAAUAAAGUGUGCUGCUAAUCAGCUUUACAAUACAACUGUCUGUUCGUUGUCGUGUAUAUUGUAUAUGUAUGUCAUGGUAUCUAACCGAACUGUAUUUAUUAUAUUGUUUGGAUUUGAAUAGUCAGAAUUUCAGGAUAUAAACUCUGUGAUAGUCUUAAGAGUGUGGGACAUUAAACUAUAUGAACAAAACUAUUUGGACACCUGACAUUUUUAGCCGAAUGUGGUUCCUCCCUAAAUUUUAAUUCCUCCCCUCUUCCUUCCUGAACUCGGAGACCCAAACAAUGCAAUUGUGCACAAGCUCCGUGAAGAUCUCCUGCUAUAGAGCUCUAACCCUAUUGAACCAUGAACUAGAAAAAAAAAAUCAAAAUCAAAACUAUAUACCAGGAAAUCUAACUGCACCUCAGAUCUCCUCACCAUUGUCCCUAAAUUGAUCUCCACAAAAUCUAGUGGAACAUCUACCCAGAAAAAUUGAGCUUAUUAUUAACAGUAAAUGUGGAAUGGGAUACUCAAAAAGGAGCACAUACCCAUCUUAUGGUCAGGUGUCCCAAUACUUUUGUCUGUACAGUAGUGUAUAUUUGUUGAUGAUAUAAGUCUUCUCUAGCUUUUCCUUGGAACUUUACUACUGACCAUCUGGAGAUGAACAGCACACACACACACUCAAAGCUGGAACACACACAUAUAUAUAUAAAGAACUCUGUGUGUAGAUAUAAAGGGCAAUCAGGAGUAGUAUUUUAAGCAAUAUGAAUAUUUUUAUGCAGCUUUUAGCUUCUUUUUUUUAUAUAUAUAUUGUUGGUAGAUGAGGGUUUCAUCCAGGCUUUUCUUCUUUUUUAGCUUUCUGAAAUGUACCUAGUAGUUAUGGGUUUGAAAUUCAGUUUCUGAAGCGUGUUAAGUCUCUGGGUUACUGAUUACAAGGUCGGUGGUUGAAGAUAACCAACCACCAAGUUAUAGCAAGGCCCCUAACUUUUUUGCUCCAGGGGCGCUGUAUCAUGGCAGACCCUUCGCCCUGACUCUGGCUUCCUAACAACCUGUAGGGGGGGUGUUAAAGCUAGUUGCAUGUUAGCAUGCUAGUUAGCAUGCUAGUUAAAGCUGCUAGUCAAAGUAUUUGAUAGCGAAUUGUUUAUUAUUAUUAUUAUUAUUAUUAUUAUUAUUAUUAUUAUUAUUAUAUAUAAAUAAAACCGGUCACUAAGGGUAUGAUCAGGAAUUUCACACUUCUAGCUUUAGUUUUUCCUCAGACAUUUCCAUAUUUUUCUGGAAGCUAAUGCCAUCUAAAAGAAUUCAUAAAUUGAUCCAGAAUGUCAAAUUUCAUUCGAGGGUAAAAAAAAACACUUCAUGCUUAUUUCUGCCUAUGCAAGAUACAAGGGCUGAAUGCUAAUUCACGCCCUCGAGGUAUUUUUUUAAGGAUAAUAUUCAGAUUUUAGCUAAAAACUUGGACCAAUAAUGUUGAUGCAAGUUAUUUUUUCCAUGUUUGUUUGAAAGCAUACUAAAAAAAAAAUCCCUGUAUUUUUCUAUGUAAACUUUAAUAUAUUCACUAUCCAGUGGCUUUGUUACACGUGAACAGGAUGCUAAUGUGCCUUCGUUGUUUCUGCGUUUCUUGUUGAUAUAAAAGUUAUAAUCUGAGCGUUUUUUUUUGUGCUCGGAUUGCAGUAUUGUGUACGUGUUAUGUAUAAUCGUUAAUGCUAGGUUAUUUACAGCGUAUCUGCUCAACCAGGUCAUGGACAAUUGUUUAUUUUUGAUGCUGCUUUGUUACUGCGAUUUGAUGUGAUGUGACGGACAUCAUUAACAGGAUUUUAGAUCAGUUCAUCUCUCAGUAAGACAAUAAAACUGAAAAUAUGUAAA
This is a messenger RNA of Silurus meridionalis, 6168 nucleotides long. Its product is annotated as tensin-3-like. The coding region runs from base 289 to 4179 and encodes 1296 amino acids. Gene Ontology annotation, molecular function: protein binding. The record is from RefSeq and is a predicted model, not a curated record. Lineage: Eukaryota; Metazoa; Chordata; Actinopteri; Siluriformes; Siluridae. The transcript has 27 exons.